Messenger RNA from Corylus avellana, 2279 nucleotides. RefSeq names its product protein CNGC15b. Gene Ontology annotation, biological process: transmembrane transport; potassium ion transport. Gene Ontology annotation, molecular function: voltage-gated potassium channel activity. NCBI's taxonomy places the organism in Eukaryota, Viridiplantae, Streptophyta, Magnoliopsida, Fagales, Betulaceae. The record is from RefSeq and is a predicted model, not a curated record. Gene Ontology annotation, cellular component: membrane.
AAUCUCCAUCUUCGAAAAUAGGCAUGGGUUUUGGAAAUUCAAGAUCUGUAAGAUUUGAAGAGGAUGUUGAAUCAUCAAAGCUCCACGCAGUGAAGAAGAAGAAGGAGGUUGUUUGGAAGAGUGGAAAAUCCCUGAAAGCGAAAGUACUGUCCACAGUGUUUUCUGAGGACUAUGAGAAACAGGGGAAGAAGAUAUUAGAUCCCAGAGGGCAGAGGAUCGGGCGAUGGAACAAGAUAUUCUUAGUGGUUUGCUUGGUUUCAUUGUCUCUGGAUCCUCUGUUCUUCUACUUGCCGGUUGUAAGGGAUGAAGUGUGCAUUGCCAUUGCAGUGCAGCUUGAAGUGAUCCUCACAACUCUGAGAACAGUGGCGGAUGUUUUUUACAUGAUUCAAAUUUACAAUAGAUUUCGUACAGCUUAUGUUGCACCUUCAUCCCGUGUGUUUGGGAGAGGAGAGCUUGUUCUUGACUCUUCCAAGAUUGUCAGAAGGUACCUGCGAAAGGGUUUCUUUGUUGACCUAAUUGCUGCCUUGCCCCUUCCUCAAGUGUUAAUUUGGAUAAUUAUCCCUAACCUUAGGGGAUCCACAACGAGAAACACCAAAAACGUUCUUCGAUUCUUCAUAAUAUUUCAGUACCUGCCGAGGUUGUUUCUUAUAUUUCCUCUCUCAUCACAAAUUGUCAAGGCCACUGGUCUUUUGACAGAAACAGCAUGGGCAGGUGCUGCUUACAACCUCAUGCUUUACAUGCUGGCAAGCCACGUUUUAGGAGCUUGCUGGUACCUUUUAUCAAUCGAGCGACAGGAAGCAUGCUGGAGAAGCGUGUGCAAUAAUGAGAAGCCGUAUUGUGAAUAUGGAUUCUUUGAUUGCUCGAGGGUUGCAAAUCCUAGUAGACACUCGUGGUUCACGUCAAGCAAUGUCUCAAGCCAAUGCAAACCCCAUAAUGGGUUCUAUCAGUUCGGUAUAUAUGGUGAUGCUUUGAUAUCCGGCGUUACCACCUCACCUUUCUUCAACAAGUACUUUUAUUGUCUUUGGUGGGGCUUGAAGAAUUUGAGUUCCUUGGGACAAAAUCUUUCGACAACCACUUACCUCGGAGAAAUAGUUUUUUCCAUAAUCGUUGCAACUCUUGGGCUGGUUCUUUUUGGAUUCUUCAUUGGUAAUAUGCAGACAUACCUCCAAUCCAUGACCGUCCGAUUUGAAGAGUGGAGGAUAAAGAAAACAGACAGUGAACAAUGGAUGCGUCACAGGCAGCUACCUUCUGAAUUAAGACAAUCUGUUCGCAAGUACAAUCAGUAUGAAUGGGUGGCUACUCGAGGAGUUGAUGAGGAUGCUCUUCUCAAAGCCCUUCCUUUGGAUCUCCGAAGAGAUAUCAGGCGCCAUCUUUGCCUUGACUUGGUUCGACGAGUGCCGUUGUUCGAUCAAAUGGAAGAAAGGAUGCUAGAUGCAAUAUGUGAGAGGCUUAAGCCUGCGUUGUGCACGGAAGGCACAUUUCUUGUGCGUGAAGGCGACCCUGUAAACGAAAUGGUCUUCAUACUCCGCGGCCACCUUGAUUCCUAUACCACCGGCGGCGGGCGCACUGGGUUCUUCAACUCGUGCCACAGCGGUCCCGGUGACUUCUACGGCGAGGAACUUGUGACGUGGGCCUUGGACGCACGCUCAACUUCCAUCCUACCAUCCUCCACACGUACAAUCAAAGCCAUUACGCAAAUGGAGGCGUUUGCUAUUGGCGCGCAAGACUUGAAAUUUGUAGCCUCGCAGUACAGAAAGCUGCGCAGCAAACAGCUGAGACACAAGUUCAGGCUCUACUCGCACCAGUGGAGAACGUGGGCUGCAUGUUUCGUGCAAAUUGCAUGGCACCGGUACAAGAAACGGAAGGAAGCCGCGGCUGAGGUGAUGAGGACAAGAGAGGACGAUGCGGCUCAUCAUAAUGAUCGUGAGCCGGAGCCGCCACAACCGCAUGAGUCAGGCGCCGAGAGGCUGAGAGUAAACAACACUAAAUGGGGUGUCCUCAAGCACUCUAUUUCGAGCUGUGGGAUUGUUGGCUCAUUGCAGAAGCCGGCGGAGCCUGAUUUUUCUGUUGACGAGGAAUGAAUGGAGAUUUAGCACUUCAAAAUUUGCUUGCUUUUUAAUUUUAGUAUAUGUAUAUUUGAAUGAGAUAUAUAGUUUCCAUGCUUGAUGUUAAAACUCCCUUAAUAAUUAAACUAUUCUGUCUACAAGGGCAUUAUUGGGUAUAGGUUAGAAGCUACGUCUCUACAAAAAAUCUUUUCAGGUUUCUAUUAUUGUUGAAUU